AUGACUGCCACCGAUCCUAGCAAGGUUGAGAACACCCAACGUCUUGAUAACUUUUUGACUCAACGUCCUGAUGCACAAGAGCUUGUUGACAAAAACAUUCUGAAAGAUCCCAAGGUUGCUCCUGCUCUUCAACAACAACGUGAUGAGCUCUCCAAAGCACGUAUCCAAGAUACUUUACGCCACAAGAUCGAUCACCGCCCCACUCGCGAGGAACUCGUGGAACAUCACAUUUUGGAGCCAGCUAUGGGUGAGGACUUUCAAAAGAUGCAGGAUUCACUCAAAGAAAAGAUCACUGAGCGACCCGAUCGUGAAACACUUGUGCAGCAAGGCAUCUUGGCAGGUAACGAGACGUGUGGUGUGUGA
Lichtheimia ornata is the source of this 363-nucleotide messenger RNA. RefSeq lists its product as uncharacterized. The record is from RefSeq and is a predicted model, not a curated record. The transcript is spliced from 4 exons. Lineage: Eukaryota; Fungi; Mucoromycota; Mucoromycetes; Mucorales; Lichtheimiaceae. Bases 1 to 363 code for a protein of 120 amino acids.